Cloeon dipterum is the source of this 2817-nucleotide messenger RNA. RefSeq lists its product as uncharacterized. NCBI's taxonomy places the organism in Eukaryota, Metazoa, Arthropoda, Insecta, Ephemeroptera, Baetidae. Bases 324 to 2567 code for a protein of 747 amino acids. The record is from RefSeq and is a predicted model, not a curated record. The transcript is spliced from 10 exons.
UUUGGUGAAGUGUAAAAAUCGUAUGAGUACAUAAAUUGGUUUGAUUCGGAUGCGCAAUUUUCAAGAUGCGCAAUUUCGACGGGUUAAGCAAGAAUCACCAAGAAUGUGAAGAAUCUUUGCGAAUUUAUGCGCUACCACGACGAUGCUGAUGGUAUAAUAUUGACGCAAUCUCUGCUGAUGAAGCCUUCUUGAAUGUUGAGAAUAAUUAAAACAUUUAUUAUACGAAUAAUACUUACAUAAUCAACAUUGGAGAGCUAGAAGCCUCAGAACCAGACAACCCCCCAGCAGUUCGUCCAAAUUUGUGACACAGUAAAAUAGAAGUUAUGGACUUGGCUGCUGAUGCUGAACAGUUGAACAUGGCUAGUGGAGAAGAAAUCACAGACAUUGAAAGCAGAAAAAGAAAAAUGGACAACAUGAAAAAAGUCAGCCAGUUUACUAGCACCAACAAAAAGCUCCGUCUUGAAGGAAAGGACUACCUUGGCAUUAGUGUAGACAAAGACACCAAGAUGACAACUUAUGUCCUUAGAGGUGGCAAAACAGUGAAACCUGCAUGUCCGCCAUCCUCGAGAUGCAUGAAAGAUUCGUCAAAGUCUGCAUUUCAGUGUCAUAAAUUAUCUCCUGAAGACCGAGAGGGCAAUUUCACUGCCUUUUGGAACACGAAUAGCUGGCCUGAGAGAAAGGCUUUUGUGAGUGGCUUAACCGAAGUUCGCCACCCUAAACGAGUUACAAAUGAAGCUUCUAAUGUUCGCCAAACCAGCGUAAAGUACUUCCUGAAGACUGGAAGUGGGGAAAUGGUGCCAGUUUGUGCAAACAAUUUUGCUAAUACCUUUGGAGUUUCCAAGAGGACCAUUCAAAGCUGGAUUUCACUGAAGACAAAGGAGAGGUCAGCUGAAACGCCUGCCCAAAAGAAAACGGGGGCUUUGCGUGCAAACAGGAAGAGAAAACUGAUAAACCCUCCAGAUAGGAAUCUUGGUGGUCCUUUCUUUCUGAUCGAAUGGAUUGAGAGUAAGAAGAAGCACAUUGCAAAAGCCUCAGAAAUAUGGUGUCUGGAGGAAACAAACCCUACUUUUGAGAAUAAAAAGUACAACGUGCUGUAUUCUGAGGCAGGUGGUAAAAAAGUGUACAAAUCAGCCAUCAUUCUGAAAGGGCCAGGAAGUUUCCAGGAGAUGAACAGUUGGCUUAUAGAAAAAGAUGGCACCGUUGGGGGCAAAAGACAACGAAAAAUUAAAAGAUUCCCACCAAAAUCUCUUGAAUUUGCCAGUGAAGAUGCAGCGUUUAUGCAGCCUGCUAAAAAGACUAAAAGAGGCCCCAAGCAGACAGCACAGACUCCUUUGGUUUUAUUGGAAGACAUUAAUAUGCCCGAGGCCGUGGAGGACAGUGCUCUUGCUGGAGAUGGAAGCACCCAAGAAACUCCUGAAGUGCAUUUAGAAAUUCGUCAAAGUGAGGCUAGAGAGUGGGACUUCAGUGGCUUGGCAUUCAGUGAUGUCGAAAUCCAACCACAGAAAAAAGCUGUUGGCAAAAAGAAGUCGAGAGAGAGCGUUUUAGCAAAGAAGGAUGAGAAUGAAAGCAGGACCCUCCUCGAAACUGCAUGCGAUCAGCUGGCCAGCCAGAUGAGAAAACCGGAGGAGGAGAAGCAGAUGAGCAAAACAGAUGGUGUUGGCGAAAAGUCGAGGGAGACGGUUUCGGCAAAGAAAGACCAGAAUGAAACUAGGAGCCUCCUCAAAACUGCAAGUGAUCAGCUGGCCAGCCAGAAGAAGAAUCUGGAGGAGGAGAAGCAGAUAAGCAAAAGAAAUGUUGACGAUAAUCGUGAUGUUCAUAUGAAACUUUUGAUGGAUUUGCACAAGAAAGUUGAUAAAAUAUUGGAGAUGAUGGCAAAAAACAAUCCAGAUACUACUUCGCCUGAUGAGCCACCACUACUCCAAGUGCUCAACAAUAGAUGGGUAUACAUUGGCCGAGGAUACGUAGUAUCACACAAAAGAUACUCAAAUGCCGUGAUCUACGCUUGUUCCGAAGCAAAGAAAUUUGUUAGCCAGAUUACCAAAGCUAUUUUCGGGAAAGAGCUAUUAAGUCAGUCAAGACUGGCUCCAAAUAACAGACCAUGCAUCAAGUCUGAGGGGCAAAAACUGACCUUCUUAGAGCCAGCUUUGCUGGAUGCCAUUUUCAUGACCCAAGAGAGAUUCAGCCAAGAUAGAAACAUCACUCCGUUAGCCAUGUCCCAGAUUCAAAGAAUUGUAUCCUAUUUAUGUGAAAGAACGAGUGAUGUUAAAUGCCCCUGGUCAACUCCAGGAUUCAAGAAGUUAAGCCAGAUUGAACCAGAUGAUGAUGACGAUGAAGAUCCACAAGAAACGUCAGAUCAAGGAGAAGUAGAGGAGGAAGUAUCCAUUGAAAGGGAGGAGUACUACGUGGAUGAAGACCAGUAUCAUAAUCUGAAUUCAGACGGAGACAAGCACGAGGAAGAGGUGGAGGAUGAAGAGAAGGCUGAGGAAGAAGUGGAGGAAAACGAAGCAGAAGAGACAGAUUUUGAGGAUAACAAGGUAUUCAUUUAUGUAAAAGUUGAUGGAAAAUGAGCAAAUUGAUAUGAGAGUAUCCAUGGCAUAUUAUAUGCAAACGUUUGUUUUUGGUAAUCCAUAACGUAUUUCCACGUCAAAAUUAACCAGACUGGUAGUUUACCAUACGGAAGUGGGUCAGAUUUUUUUAUUUUGUGGUUUCAAAUCAAAGUGAGUUUGAAUUGUCUAAUUAAAACAUUUUUUUGCAAGACUAUGCUAUCAAUUAAACUCAUUGCAUUUGAAAUAAAUAAAAGUUAAAUCUGAAUUGUCA